ACACCGUCUGUCUGCCUCCUCCAUCCUCCUGUGUAUUAUUCUCUCUCCCCUUCAGACGGGAAGCCCCUUUAUUCAAUUCUCCAGCUCUAGGAACCCUCUCUUUCUCUCACGAAGAUGGCAGAUGUCGUUGACACCACCAGCACUGAGGUCCCCGUUGCCAAGGAUCUUAAGGAAAAGAAAGAAGUUGUAGAAGAGAAAGUAGAGAAAGCAGAGAAGGCUGAGAAUGGAAAAGGAGAUGCUCCAUCUAAUGGAACAGAGGGAAAUGGUGCAGACCACAGUGAGGAAAACACAGAAGACCCUGAAGAGGAGGAUGAAGUAGAGGGUGAAGAUGAAGAAGAAGAGGAGGAGGAGGAGAAAGGUAAAGCAGAAAAGACUGAAAAAGAUGACCAUCCUGUAAAGCGCCCAGUAGAGGAUGAGGAGGAAUCUGAAACAAAAACGGAAACUAAAAAGCAAAAAACAGAAAAUGGAGAAUCCACAGAAGUUAAAGAAUCUGCCUAAAUCCCUUUCCAGACAUUUUAUAGCUUAAGUGACAUGGUUGACUUUAAAUUGUAGAGAAUGUGCUUUAUAUCUG
This is a messenger RNA of Pelobates cultripes (western spadefoot toad), 571 nucleotides long. The record is from the annotation of a GenBank genome assembly. Lineage: Eukaryota; Metazoa; Chordata; Amphibia; Anura; Pelobatidae.